This is a messenger RNA of Dacryopinax primogenitus, 2594 nucleotides long. RefSeq names its product oligopeptide transporter. The transcript is spliced from 5 exons. The record is from RefSeq and is a predicted model, not a curated record. Lineage: Eukaryota; Fungi; Basidiomycota; Dacrymycetes; Dacrymycetales; Dacrymycetaceae. Gene Ontology annotation, molecular function: oligopeptide transmembrane transporter activity. Gene Ontology annotation, biological process: transmembrane transport. The coding region runs from base 53 to 2413 and encodes 786 amino acids.
UUUCCCCCUUCCACUUCACCAGUCCUCGUCGACCGACAAGAAGGGAGGCAUAAUGUCUCACGAGAAGUUGGAAGUACGUCCCAACGGUGAUGAAAUCAUUAAUGUCCAUGGUGUCGCCAUCGAUGAAGCUCACCCUCUCGAGCCGAUAAUCUCCCAUUCGGGGGACAUCGAGGACGGGAGUGGCAAAGACUUCAAACAAAGUAGCGAAGAUGAUGUCGCCGUUGCCCAGCUCGAAGCUGUUGAAGAGCUCGAGAUGAAGAUCGAGCGAGACGAGGCCAGCAAGGAGGAGUACCGCGUCAAGGAUGCCUACGAGGUCGCCAUCAAGGUGCUCUCUACGCGUGAUGACCCCGAACUCAAAGCUUUCACUUUCCGCACAUGGUUCCUCGGUCUUGGUCUGUCUGCGUUCGGUGCAGUUCUCGCUCAGAUCUACUUCUUCAAGCCUCAAACCCUCACGGUCUCGAGGCUUUUCCUCCUCGUUAUUUCCUACUGGCUCGGCAACAUUAUGGCAUUGAUUCCCCGGUGGGGCCCCCUUAAGUGGCUUAACCCUGGUCCUUUCAACAUCAAGGAGCAUGUUGCGAUCAUCAUCAUGGCUUCAACCGCCGCUACCUCUGCAACAGGUAUUCAGGUCUUGUCCGUACAGGAUCUGUACUACAGCAAUGAAGUCAACCCCGGUAUUGCCAUCUUCACCCUGAUCUCCUCCCAACUUAUCGGAUACGGUUAUGCUGGUUUCCUCAUGGACCUGCUCGUCUAUCCAACCGUUUGCUUCUGGCCGGCCAACAUCUCACCGGCGAACCUGUUCCAGGCUCUUCACUACGACAACGCGAUGAGCUCGAAGCGUGUCCGCCUUUUCUGGAUCAUCUUCACCUUCAUGUUCUUCUACGAGAUCAUCCCCCAGUGGAUCUUCCCUCUCCUGUCCGCCUUUUCGAUCAUUUGUAUGAUCGCCAAUGGCCGUGGCGAGGUCAUCCGCAACGUCUUCGGUGGUGGGUCGAACAAUGAAGGCAUGGGAAUGUUUUCCUGGUGCUUUGACUGGAACCUUAUUGGAAGCAAUUGCCUCAUCAACCCACUGUGGACGCAGCUUAACAUGGAUAUCGGCAUUUGCCUGACCUACAUCCUCAUGGCUAGUGUGUAUUACGGCAACAUUUGGAAUGGCCUGUCUUUCCCCUUCAUGUCUCAAGCCAUUUUCGCCACCGACGGCUCUCAAUACAACCAGACGGCACUGCUAACCAAUGGCAAGUAUGACCCUGCCAAGUAUGCUGAGCUCGGUCCCGCCUACUUCUCUGCCACCAAUGCUUUGUACCUCAUCACCUCUAACCUGGCACUUGGUGCGGCGGCUGUUCACCCCUGGCUCUUCUACUGGGAGGCCAUUGGACCGUUCAUGCGCUCGCUCAACCCAUUCAACCGUGUUCCUUACGUGGUCCACGACCCGCACUUCGAGAAGAUGAAGGUCUACAAGCCAGUCCCAAAGUGGUGGUUCGCUGCAAUUUUGGUGAUUGCCUUCGGCAUUUCGCAAGCCACGGAUUAUACGGGCCAAUCCCAUCUCCCCUGGUGGACUCUUAUCGUCCUCCUGGCCAUCGGCUUCUUCCUCUGCUUCGUCUACGGCAUCCUCGCUGCCAUUCUCGGGUUCUAUGAAUUCACUUCGUCCGGUGCUGGCUUCUUCCAGAUGAUCACCGCAUACAUGGUUCCUGGCGACCCCAUCGCAAACAUGUACGGUGCUCUGUACGGCCAGACGCCAAUGAACCAGGGUAUUGCCAUGCUCCAGGACCUCAAGCUCGGCCAGUACAUCAAACUUGCGCCACGCAUGACCUUCCUCGUCCAGUUGGCGGGUACCGUCGUGGGCGCUGUCCUCAACUACGUGAUGAUGCUUUCCAUUAUCAAGGCAAAUCGUGACGCCCUCCUGUCUGUCUCAGGUACUCGUCUUUGGUCUGGCCAGAAUGCGCAAGGCUACAACUCUAACGCCAUUGCAUGGGGUGCGCUCGCAGACCCUAUGUUCUCUAGCCCGCACGGCGUUUACCGCAUGGUCCCCAUCUCCCUGGCCAUCGGUGUCUGCCUUCCCUUGCCCUUCUACCUCAUCCACCGCCUCCGCCCACACUGGGGUAUCAACAACAUCAACACCGCCAUCAUCAUGCAGUACUCUUGCUAUCUGUCCGUUGGUAUCAACUCCUCGGUUACCCCCGCCAUCGUCCUGGGUAUCGUCUCCCAAUGGUGGAUCCGCACGCGUUACCCUCGUUGGUUCACGAAGUACAACUACAUCGUCGCCGGCGCGUUGGACGGUGGCACUCAGGUUAUUUCUUUCGUGCUCAACUUUGCCAUCUUCGGUGCUUCAGGGACGGCGUAUGCCUUCCCGACAUGGUGGGGUAACCCUUCGUUGGACGACGGGCUGUCCACCGACCGGUGCAUGGCUCCCGCGAACUAGUCCCCCUUAUCUCACGUUUGGUGUGCACUGUAACAUCGUGAAUGCAUAUAUGUAUGGCAAAUUCACGCAGCUCGGUAGCGGGUAUGUAGGGAGAGCGGUAGUCCAGCUAACGGUCUCAUGAGUGUCAUGCAAUAUAGUAUUUGUACCUGCCCAGCUUAAUGAAUUUGCUCUGGUAUGAGCC